Molecule: messenger RNA, 3581 nt
Organism: Lineus longissimus
Lineage: Eukaryota; Metazoa; Nemertea; Pilidiophora; Heteronemertea; Lineidae
Product: adhesion G protein-coupled receptor L3-like
Exons: 17
Coding region: 39-3416 (1125 amino acids)
Biological process (GO): cell surface receptor signaling pathway; adenylate cyclase-activating G protein-coupled receptor signaling pathway
Cellular component (GO): plasma membrane
Molecular function (GO): G protein-coupled receptor activity
Source: RefSeq, a predicted model, not a curated record
CCGAGAAAACAAGUUACAUCUCGGCUAGGCUCACGGACAUGGCUCGUAGUCGUCCGCCAUAUGAAACAGAGAUCGCCGGCCCGUUUGUAUUGUGGACUUCAGGCAUCUACAACAUGCAGUCCAGCGCAUGGCAGUGGCUGUCCAUGGAAGGCAUAGUCCCGGUUAACUGGACCAUGUCUAACCAUCAGGCCCCAGAGCCACUGGUCGAUGGAUCACAUUGCUUGUCCGUGAUGCCAACGACGAAUGGGACGGGACUAGAUUUUGAUGCCUCUCCAUGCAAUCAGGGGAAAUACUUCGUCUGUGAAAAGAAGGCGUCACAGUUUUUCACCAAAGAUACUGCUUUCCAGUGUGAGUGCCCUGGUGUGAGGCAACAUGGUUCGCACUGUGAGGACCCAUCUCGUGGCGAAACAGAGCUGACUGUGUCGACCGGAGACAAAGAAAUUCAUUUGUCCUGUCCCCCUGGCACCGCAUUAUCCGUUGAAUACGUCUUCUAUGGCUACAGCGUCGGGAGAACCUUCGAGAAUGUCGCCAACGAUGACAGUGAGUGCUUCAUUGACACUGCUUUGUAUUACGUCAAGUUAUGGUGUAACGGCAGAGCCGAAUGCAAAUUUAUGCUAGAUGACGAAAUUCCAAACCCAUGCUUUCCUCUGAAAAGGAAGAAUGUGGAAAUAAGGUGGUCCUGUCGACCGCAGAACCAGACGGCAAUGACGAUGACAUCAUCAACGAUGUCGUCUGGCCAAAGCAUGACUGUGUCCACUCCAAACAUCGUGUCGUCCAUAGAGCCAACAGUGGAAGGUAUAACUGCGUCAACAGUAGAGCCAACAGUGGAAAAUAUGGCUCCGUCAACAGAUCCAACAGUGGAAAAUAUGACUGCCUCAACAACAGAACCAACAGUGGAAAAUACCACAGCGUCAACAAUAGAACUAGCAGUGGAAAAUAUCACUAUGUCAACCAUAGAGCCAACAGUGGAAAAUAUCACUGUACCAACGAUAGAUAUCAGUGUGUCAACAAUGGAAAUCAUCCUUCCUUCAGACUCUGUACCGGUGAUCACUGAAUCAGCAAGCACUCCAUCAGAUACCACCACGACCCUGUCUCUUUUGAUGACAGAGGGACCUGUUGAUGUGAUAUACUGCAAUAUGACUGAAGUCAUGGGACUGCUGUGGCCGCGAUGGCAGGGAGGCCAGGUGAUUACAAUGCCAUGUCCGAAGGGUAAGAUGGGUGAAGCCGUCUGGUAUUGUGACGAUAGAGGACAUUACGUCCCCGAGGGUGAGCCAGACAUGACCCGGUGUAUGGGUCAAUGGACUGAGGCAUUGAUGAUGCAGAUUUCUACUGACGUUUUCGAUCCCUGGGAAGUAUUGGAAGAUCUUCGAAAACUUUUGGAGAAGGAAUUCUUCGCCGCGGGUGACAUCAUGUUUGCCGUUGCAGUCGUAGAAAAGUGUAACGAGAAGAGCCUGUUGGCAUCUAAGGAGAGUACCUUUGUAGAGAAGAUGGAGACCAUUGAGGCCAACCUGAACAUUAGUAACAGUCUCCUCGGUCCGAACUGUCUAGCUCAAUGGAAGGGAAUACCCACAAUAAACCGCACCAAGUGUGCUGUGCAGUUGAUGGAAAACCUCGAGAAAGCCAUAGGACUUUUUCAAUAUGUUUAUUUGAAUAAAUUCUUCAGCAACUCGCCCCAAAUUGUCUUGGAUGCGAUGGAAUUACCAAUGGAGCAUCCCGAAAUGGUGACAGCACGGUUCCCAUCUCGGCACUCGGAUUUUAUCAAUGGUGUAGCGGCUGAACUCAAUAUCACCGGCGUGGUUGAUUACACGACUGUCAAUGGCGGUAACCAAGAGAUAGACCUUAUCGAGAUAACUGAAAAGCCCUCGAGAGUUGUUACCAAUUCGUCCAGGAUGCACCGGCCAAGGGUUGUGUUCAUCUUGUACAAUAAUAUACAGUCUUUGAUUACUGAUGAUACGAAGGGGAACACUAGUAUCAUCAGCAACAGCCCUGUUCUGACGGCCACUCUCGCCCAUAACGGCAUAAUCGGGAACUCCUACAGGAAACAAAUACACUACACCAUGAGGUGGAACAAGGUUGAGUGGAAAGAGAACGGCAGUGGUUGUGUGUUCUGGGAGAAUCGGACAGAAUCAGGCGUUUGGUCAGGCGAGGGCUGUGCCCUGGUGUCCACCAACAGUACCCAUGCAACCUGCACCUGCGAUCACCUCACAAACUUCGCCAUUCUCAUGGAUGUUUAUGGCAGUGCUGAGGAGAUUUCGCCUCCCGACCGCCUGGCCCUCGAUAUCGUAACAUACCUUGGCUGCAUCGUAUCGAUCAUCUGUCUGACAAUGGCUAUCAUCGUAUUUUCCAUAUUCAGAGAACUCUGGUGUCCACGGAACACCAUCCACCGAAACCUCUGCAUCAACCUCUGUCUCGGUGAGAUCCUGUUUAUAGCUGGCGUAGAAAGGACAGAAAACAGAGUCGUCUGCGGUAUCAUUGCUGGAAGCCUCCAUUACUGUUUUCUUGCCGCCUUUGCCUGGAUGUGUCUGGAAGGGAUUGAGAUCUACCAGAUGGUGGUACGGGUUAUCCGGUCCAGAGAAACCAAUGUCCUGUGGUACUAUCUUGCUGGAUAUGGCAUCCCCCUCAUGUUAGUCGCCAUCUCAGCGAGUGUCCUUCCCCAGGGGUACGGGACAGAGACAAGGUGCUGGUUAAGCACAGAAAGGGGUCUCAUCUGGGCCUUCGCUGGUCCAGUUGCUGUUAUUACAAUGGCGAAUAUGGUUGUGCUUGGGAUCUGUAUCAGAGUCCUUUACAAUAAUGGGAAGAGGACGAACAAACAUGGAGAGACCGUUGUGAAAAAACUAGGGGUUGCGGUGCGAGGAGCAUUGGUCCUCCUCUGCUUGCUCGGUCUCACCUGGGUGGUCGGGUUCGUCUACCUUGGACGCAGCACCAUUGUAUUCGCUUACAUAUUCUCCAUCUUGAACUCAGCACAGGGUCUGUUUAUUUUCGUCUUCCAAUGCGCCACAAAUGAUAAAGUGCUACAGCAGAUUAGGAGGUGGGCAAGACGAUCGGAGCUAUGUCGGCAGUUCAUAAGGAAGAAGUUAUCAAACACGGCGCCUACCAGCUCCCUUGCUCGAGCAAGGAACUCAAACCCGUCAGUCGCAGGGCGUCAUCUCACCCACUCCAGUGACCAGAAUAUUGAGUCCACACGGCAGGUGAUAGUUCCUGGGAUUGGAAGGGAGAGCAGGAGGUUCUCGGAUGUGCCACUGGAGACAACAGACUCCGAACUCAGUGAGAAGUCUUCAGGUCUCGAGAAUGAAAACAAGAGACGUUCUGUCUCCGCAAUAAGCGCUAUCAGCAUGAUAAGUGUUGGCACCUGCAAUGAUUCAAGCCCUUUCUACAUCAGUCGUGUUGGGACUGACGACAUAUAUGUGGAGAUUUAACCAUGCGAUGUCAUAGUCCUAACCCAGAUCACAACCAGUCAGCAUGGACCAGUCGUGGUUGAAGCCUCUGCAGACGGAGUUUUAGGAAAUGUGCCUUCCACCUCACCAUGAUGAUGAACUAUUGAAUGAUAACCAUUUGAAAACUAUUUGUACAUGAACAAUACU